AUGACAUUGUGUAGAACGUGUUUAUCUAAAAGCGAUCUAAAACAAUUAUUUCCUGAUAAGAAUCUCGUUAGUUUACGGAUAGAACAGCUACAUUUAGUGUGCGGAAUAAAGAUAGAGCCAAAUGACGGCUUGUCUCAAUUAAUAUGUGAUUCCUGUUUAAAUCUUUUCAACGGCGCAUUGAAACUAAGAGAACUAAGCUCAAGAUCAGAAGAAAUAUUAAAAAAGUCAUUAAAAACAAUUAAAAUUGAAUUUGAACCAAUUGAAACUGAAAUAUCAACAAAAGAAUUAGAAAAAAAUAUAUCCUUACCACUUAAUGACCAUAGACAGAAUAAAAAGGUUGGAAAAAAGAGGUUUGACACCUCCAAACAAGAAUUUUCAGUGCGAAUUGAAGAUUUUGAAUCGAGUAAUGAUUCUGAUUUUAUGGAACAUUUUUUAAUAGAUGAUUUAGAGUCUAUAAAUAGUGAUAAGGAGGUCACAGUCCGUAUAGAAGACUAUGAAUCCAGCGACAGUUUGGACCAGGAGUUUAAAAAUAUAAUUAAAACUGAGAAAAAAGAAUUUAAUAAAAUUAACUAUUGGGACUCGAAAGAGAAAGAGUUAUUGGAGAGAGAGAAUAGGAAACAGCAGACGAAGGAGCAGGACGCCAAACUGCUGUCUUUGGCUGCACUGCCGUACAAUAACGGCGGUCCCCUAAAGUGUACCUUGUGUAACAAAGUGCUUCGUAAUGUUCAGAACUUUAAAUGCCACGCCAAAACACACUUCGAACCACAGAACGCUUGUGAUGAAUGCGGCAAAAAGUUUGUGAAUCCAAGUCAUAUGCGGUAUCACCAGCAACGUAUGCACGGCAGGAGGAAGCGGCUCGCCUGCACCAGCUGUAACUACAGAGCUGUUGACCCAUUGCAGUUACAGAAUCACGUCCGCGCAGCUCACACGGGGGAUCGACCAUACGUGUGUGACGUAUGCGGCCACUCAUUCCGAAUGCGUGCCAAUAUAGCGCAGCAUAUGAGAAAGCAUUUCGGAGUUAGGAAUCUCCAGUGCGACAGAUGCCCCGCGAUGUUCCGCAGUCGCUCGGAGCUGACGAGUCAUCAGAAUAGAGUGCACUACCUUCUCUAUACGUAUCACUGCUACCUCUGUCCUGAGACCUACAAGCGACCAGCAUCAGUGAAGAAACACUUAGCCAACGUGCAUGGCAUACAGAGACAUCUCCAGCUGCCCGUCAAGUGUGUUAAGACCAAACGCAGAAGUAGUGAUGGUCCUGAUUGA
Spodoptera littoralis (African cotton leafworm) is the source of this 1260-nucleotide messenger RNA. The record is from the annotation of a GenBank genome assembly. Lineage: Eukaryota; Metazoa; Arthropoda; Insecta; Lepidoptera; Noctuidae.